Pieris macdunnoughi is the source of this 774-nucleotide messenger RNA. The record is from the annotation of a GenBank genome assembly. NCBI's taxonomy places the organism in Eukaryota, Metazoa, Arthropoda, Insecta, Lepidoptera, Pieridae.
AUGUCAUGCGAAGAGAGCAAUGUACCGCUUGUAUAUUAUGGACUGCACGCAGUGAAAAUAGUGAAAGUAGUUGUGCCGGAAAUAAUUCAGUAUGGUGUUGAGGACGCGGUGUUACUUGACUGUGACUUCACAUAUGGUAACGACACAGCCGGUCUCAUGGUGAAGUGGUUCUUCAAGAACAAAGCGAGGCCCGUAUACCAAUGGAUUGCCUCGCAAAAGCCUCAAGAUAUGGGCAUAUUACGAGGCCGUGUGGACCUAACAUAUAAAGCCUCGAAUGACCCAUUAAAAAUGCACAGAGCACUACGAAUAGUGAAGCCAAACACAGAUAUUUCGGGAGAUUAUACCUGCGUAGUCUCCACUUUUAUGGAGGAAGAUUCGAAAACAAAACAAAUGAUUGUCUUUGCGCCGGAGACGAACUUCCGGCUGGUGCAGAAUAAGACUGACGAUGACACAGUGAACGUCAUCUGUGCGGCGGACGGCGCCUUCCCCGCCCCUAACCUCACUCUUGCCACGCCUGAGAGGCACUUAGAUGGCGUAUCACAUCACCUAAAGCUGGUCAAUGGGCGGUAUUCCGCUGUGGCGACGGUGACGCUACUCGACGCUGACCUGCCGUCCGCGGCUGAGUUCAUAUGCACACUUAGGAUACCGCAAGCCAAGUACGCAGUGCGGAAAGAGGCUAUAUACUAUCCAGGUCCUAUCAGUACGACGCCAGAGAUGCCAACCGCUGCAGACAUGCAGUUAGCAGCCGCUGUUGGUUCAAGAGGUAAAUAUUAA